CAUAACACCAAUAUAUUUUAUACGAUCAUGUAUAGUAAUCUUGCUAAUACUUUACGCUCUAAUUGGCUUUCGGUCGCUGAGAUUUGUGCUUUACAUUCGUUUCUCCGUUAACCCACUGUAACUGAUUUGUGGCAGAAACGGAAUUUGCCGUAUCCCGACCACUUGCCCUCUACGUUCCCUUUAAUUCCCGAUGUGGGUUUUUACAUUUUUGUCGGUUGGUAAUAAAUCGAAAACGGGGUCUCCAGUCGCGUCAACUCUGUUUGCUAUUUCGUUUCGACUUAUCUCCCGUUUAUCCGCCUCAUUUCCCCCUGUUCUCUGUCCUGCCAUGCACUGGUUCGUCUUUCUGUUGUCUGCCGUCUUAGCGAUGCUCACUGUGGGGCCGGCUCUCGGCUAUUUCCCGGAGGAGCGCUGGAACCCGGAGUCUCCGCUACUGGCACCCAGAGUGUUCCUGGCCAUGGUUUGCCGCAACUCGGAACAUUCUUUGCCGUAUUUCCAAGGUUGCAUCGACCGUCUCAACUACCCUAAGGAUCGCAUCGCUCUGUGGGUGGCAACAGACCACAACACAGACAACACCACUGCAGUCCUGCGUGAGUGGCUCACGAAGGUGCAGAGUCUGUACCACUAUGUGGAGUGGAGGCCUCAGGAGGAGCCCAGUGAGUACGAGGACGAGGAAGGGCCGAAGCACUGGACGAACCUGCGCUACGAGCACGUGAUGAAGCUUCGGCAGGCAGCGCUGGAGACUGCACGUGACAUGUGGGCUGACUACUUCCUUCUGGUGGACUGUGAUAACCUGCUGACUAACCCCGAUGUGCUGUGGAAGCUGAUGAAGGAGAAUAAGACUGUCGUGGCUCCCAUGAUGGAUUCCAGAGCUGCCUACUCCAACUUCUGGUGUGGCAUGACCUCUCAGGGCUACUACAAGCGCACGCCAGCAUACAUGCCCAUCCGGCGGAGGGAGCGGCAGGGCUGUUUCUCUGUUCCCAUGGUGCACUCCUCCUUCCUGGUGGACCUUCGCAAGCAGGCCUCCACCCAGCUGGCCUUCUACCCACCCCACCCUGACUACAGCUGGCCCUUCGAUGAUGUCAUCGUCUUUGCCUUCUCCGCCCGCAUGGCCGAUGUUCAAAUGUACGUGUGUAACAGGGAGACUUAUGGUUAUUUCCCUGUACCAUUACGUUCCCAUAAUUCCUUGCAAGAUGACGCAGACAGCUUCCUCCACUCUGUGCUGGAAGUCAUGGUGCGUGGUCCUCCAAUAGAGCCAUCUGUGUAUGUCUCAGUCCCUGAGAAGCAGCCUGAUAAAAUGGGCUUUGACGAGGUGUUCAUGAUUAACCUCCUAAGGAGGUCUGAUCGUAGGGAAAGAAUGUUGAGGACUCUGUGGGAGCAGGAGAUUACUUGUAAGAUUAUAAAUGCAGUGGAUGGCAGGGCGCUGAAUGCUAGUCAGGUCCAGGCAUUGGGGAUCAGUAUGUUGCCGGGAUACAGUGACCCCUACCAUGGAAGGCCCCUGACUAAAGGAGAACUUGGCUGCUUUCUGUCCCACUACAACAUCUGGACCGAGAUAGUUGAGCGGGGUCUGCAGACGUCACUGGUGAUAGAGGAUGACCUGCGUUUUGAGGUUUUCUUUAAGAGGCGCUUGCAGAAUCUGAUGCUUGAGGUGAAGAUGCAGGGACUGGACUGGGACCUCAUUUAUAUUGGAAGGAAGAGAAUGCAGGUGGACCAUCCAGAAAAAUCAGUGCCUAAAAUUCACAACCUGGUGGAGGCCGACUACUCCUAUUGGACACUCGGCUACAUGAUGUCGUUACAAGGCGCCAAGAAGCUGCUGAGGGUGGAGCCUCUGAGUAAGAUGCUGCCCGUUGACGAGUUCCUGCCAGUGAUGUACAACAAGCAUCCAGUGGAGGACUACAUGUCUCACUUCGAGCCCAGGGACUUGCGUGCGUUCUCAGCUGAGCCUCUGCUUGUCUACCCGACACACUACACAGGUGAUCUGGGCUACAUCAGCGACACAGAAACAUCCACAGUGUGGGACAAUGAGACGGUGCACACGGACUGGGACCGGGCGCGCUCGCACAAGACCCGCGAGCAGGAGGAACUCAGCUCUGAGGCCCAGAACACAGAUGUGCUGCAGUCACCCCUAGACAGCACAGCCAGGGACGAGCUUUGAGAUGG
Molecule: messenger RNA, 2157 nt
Organism: Electrophorus electricus (electric eel)
Lineage: Eukaryota; Metazoa; Chordata; Actinopteri; Gymnotiformes; Gymnotidae
Gene: colgalt1b
Product: collagen beta(1-O)galactosyltransferase 1b
Molecular function (GO): procollagen galactosyltransferase activity
Source: RefSeq, a predicted model, not a curated record